UCGUCGCGAUGUUGUGGCGCGUGGCGCUGCGGUAUCGCGGUUAGCUUGAAUCACUUGAAUGAUGGCUUGAAUCGUCGCUCAACUGUUCACUCGUGUUGUGGGUGGCCCUCCCGUGUCUCCAAAUGUCGGCUUCUCAGGUGCACAAAAACAGCUCGACUCCAGCCGCAGUGCCAAGCAGCUUUCGAACUCUCUACAAGAAAGAGUGCGACAACUUUUACGUGUGCAGCCGUCGCACGCUGUUGUCGAAAAUCCCCACCGACGCUGCUUCGCUCGAUCUGUGUGUGGACAUAAUUCGGGCAGAAGAAUGGAAGCCACUCUUGCAGGCUCUCCGAGUGGACAAAAGUCUCGAGGCUGUUGCCUUCAAAUCGUCAUUUUUGAGCAACUACCCCGAGCUCAUCGCUGAUGUUGGCCGCCUACAACUGGUGCAAGAUAGCAUCCACGUGCCUGCACUGUUUACACCAGAGAUGCUCAAGCUGUUCUGCUCUGUCCUGUCCGAACAUAUGAAGAACAACACCAGCCUCAGAUCGUUGGAGCUCGUCGGCUUUCCUUUCUCUCUGAUUCACCUGCAGGAGCUGUCAGCGGGUAUCCGUGCAUCAGCAUCCAUUGCAGUUGUCACCUUUGAUGGCAGCUCACUUGGCAAGCAAGGUCUCGAAGCGCUGUGCCACGCCCUGUGCGAGAGGGAGAGUGUGCAUGUGCUCAGCCUCUGCAACUGUCGGCUGGGCUGCAGCGAGGCUCGCUUGAUGGCCUGGCUCCUGCAGCAGCAGAGCCUCGGCCGCCAGGGGGCACUGUGGCAGGGAGUGCUGCGCCAGGGGGUGCUGGCGCUGGACUCGCUGCAGGGCCUGCGACGACUCAGCCUGUGUCGCAACCCGCUGGGCGACGAGGGUGUCUGCGCUUUGGCUGAAGCUCUCACGGACAACCUCUGCCUCAAGGCACUUGACCUUCAGAGCUGCAAUGCUGGCAAUGCUGGUGCCUCUGCCUUGCUCAACCUGCUGCUGAACAAUGUCGUACUGGAGGUGGUCGACAUACGGCAAAACCCAAACAUAGAUGCUGACCUAGCCAGGGACAUAGCGGAAAAGGUGUCCUCAAAUCGACUUGGAAGACGGUGUGAGUAUGAUGUCCUCCCACUGGGAAAAAGCCAGCCACUGCUGCCUCAUCACCAGAGAAGCAGGUCAGCUGGGAGAUUGCAGGAGAGGAAGAGUGCAAGAGGGAAGCUGCGCUCAUCCUCGCUGGGAAGGGCUGCACCACCCCACGACCAGCACGCUAAACGCGUUGAGGAGGACCUGCAUCGAUGCCAAGAAAGCUUGAGAAGAGAGCAAGAAGCCAGGCAGGUAGUGGAAAGAAAGCUCCUUGAGCUUUUUGAGGAAAAUCGACAACUACGCUCUCAGCAGUGCAAGGGUUGCCAGCAGCCCGGAUAUUCACUGAUUUCGGAUUCACUUCUAAAAGACAUAGAACGAGCUUUCCUCAAGUUCCAAGUCCUCCUGGCUGCUCGCAAACAUGCAAAAGAUAGGGACCCCAUUGAGACAGUGGCUGCUGGACAAGUCCUGCCAAGAGAAAGCGUUCAUUCUUCCACGAGAGACCGCGCUGCUGAUCCAAGCACUCUCAGUUGCUCAUUUCACGGUCCUGCACCCGUGAAAAACACAGUGACACCUAAGCCACCCGAGCCUUUUCAAGAGUUUGUUCAAAGCAAAGCCAAACGGAUCAUCUCGGAAAGGAGUGGCACUGCUGACCUCGCCUCUUCAACCACUCACGACAAGCAGGCGCACAAGAAACACACAACCAGCUCAGUCAAGCCGAAGGAGGUCAGCCAGCCUAGAAGCAAGCUCGGUAACACUUCAGCUACAGAGUCGUCAAAGCGGCUUUCAGAGCUGCUUGGCAUUGAUCAAGUUCCUUCUAAACUGAUGCCCAGCACACUCGGAUCACCCGACUUCUUUCCAAUGGAAACGUUUGAUAGUGAGGCUGGCCUAUUGAAGUAUGAGCUUAAUGCUUCAGUGGCAUCUACUCUGUCAGAAGGUGGAGAAAAACACUCCUCGCAAAAGCCAAACAAUACAGAGUCGGCAUUCACAAACUCUUCACAUGAGAGCACUUUGGUGUCCUCUAUACAGGAGGAAUUGGUGUCCGCCAGCCCUGCAGUGGCCAGCUAUAAACAGCCACCAGCUACAGUUGCGAGCACAGCAGACCAUCGUAGCCAGAAGUCUGACACACUGUCACUUUCACCAAUGACAAGCAAGUCUUUCGAAAUCCAUACAGCCGACAUAACGGUAAGCAGCAUCCACAGCACCACAAAGUGCAAGAAGGCGGCAAAGAUCUCGCUGCGAAACUCCCAGCAGCGCCACAGCACUCCUACACUUAGCAACAGCACAUCUCGAGGUGUCUUUGAAGUGAUCUCUACACCGUCCAAUGUUAGUUUAUCUCAAAACCAAUCGGAGGUGUCAACACCUUCCACUCCAGACACUGCAACACCACCACAGUUGGCAGGAAGUGAUUUUGAUGGGUUUUAACGCUCUCGUGACUGGGAAAAACAAUAGCGCUGAGUUAAGCAAUGUUGUACCCAAGAUAACCUAAAGCUACUCUGUUUGUAGAAUGCUGCGGAAACAUGAACAAGAAGGGUUUAUAAAAACGGCUCUGUCUCUUCCCUUGUCUUUCAUAUUGGUGUUUGAAGGUCAAUCCAGCAACACCAUAACCAAUGGCAAACAUGCUUUACUAAUCGCUAGAGACCGGAUUUUAG
Messenger RNA from Rhipicephalus sanguineus (brown dog tick), 2725 nucleotides. Its product is annotated as centrosomal protein of 78 kDa. The record is from RefSeq and is a predicted model, not a curated record. Gene Ontology annotation, cellular component: centrosome. The coding region runs from base 123 to 2498 and encodes 791 amino acids. The transcript has 11 exons. NCBI's taxonomy places the organism in Eukaryota, Metazoa, Arthropoda, Arachnida, Ixodida, Ixodidae.